Messenger RNA from Schistocerca nitens (vagrant locust), 702 nucleotides. RefSeq names its product proline-rich protein 2-like. The record is from RefSeq and is a predicted model, not a curated record. The coding region runs from base 1 to 702 and encodes 233 amino acids. Lineage: Eukaryota; Metazoa; Arthropoda; Insecta; Orthoptera; Acrididae. The transcript is spliced from 2 exons.
AUGGCCAUGUUUGGAGAUCCAUUUGAAGAGGUUCCCGGUUUGAGAGAAAUGAGUGACAUUAAUGUUUUGUAUUUGGUCCGCGGCGGGUUCCAGCCGCGCCUUCCGACUUCGCUGCCGCCCCCAGGGCAGCAGCAGCAGCCGUCGCCGCUACCACGCCGACAGCCCGUCCCAUUGAUGCCUCCCGCGCAGCUUCAUACGGGAGCGCCCCGGGUGGUCGCUCCGGCGCCUGCGGUCCCUCUUCAGUCGCCACCGCCUUCGGAGCUGAUGGACGUCGACCCCUCAGCCGGGCCGCCUUCCCAAGCGGUGGCUGUGCAGCCUGUACUGCAGCCGCUUUCCUUGGGCACCCCCAAGGAGUCUGACACCGCAGCGCCUUGUCCGGCGCUCACUCAGCAGCCGUCGACGCAGCGUCAGGAGACGCUGCCUCUCUUCGUGGGUCCCGACGCCCCGUCGCGUCCAGUACCAGAAGCUGCGCCCGUGGUCACAGGCGUGCACCCUGACCUCGGUUUUCAGUUGGUGUUUCCCGAGGCCCCGCGCAGCCAAUGCUGGGGUGCGGACCGGGGACUGCCACCGACAAGUCUCCGCCCCGGUCUCUUCUGCUACGUCUGCGGCCAGACCCCUCCCCCGCCGUCGACGCUCGCCACGUCAUUAUUCCACGACGGUGCGGCGAUUUGGGGGGGAGGAGUGUUAUAUCCUAGCCAGUAA